AUGGCUAGGACCAAGCAGACAGCUCGCAAGUCCACCGGCGGCAAGGCGCCACGUAAGCAGCUGGCCACCAAGGCGGCCCGCAAGAGCGCGCCGGCCACGGGCGGCGUGAAGAAGCCGCACCGCUACCGGCCCGGCACGGUGGCCCUGCGCGAGAUCCGCCGCUACCAGAAGUCUACGGAGCUGCUGAUCCGCAAGCUACCGUUCCAGCGCCUGGUGCGCGAGAUCGCGCAGGACUUCAAGACCGACCUGCGCUUCCAGAGUUCGGCUGUGAUGGCGCUGCAGGAGGCGUGCGAGGCCUACCUGGUGGGGCUCUUCGAGGACACCAACUUGUGUGCUAUCCAUGCUAAGCGUGUCACUAUUAUGCCCAAGGACAUCCAGCUUGCGCGCCGCAUCCGUGGGGAGAGGGCAUAA
Molecule: messenger RNA, 411 nt
Organism: Globicephala melas (long-finned pilot whale)
Lineage: Eukaryota; Metazoa; Chordata; Mammalia; Artiodactyla; Delphinidae
Product: histone H3.1
Cellular component (GO): nucleosome
Molecular function (GO): DNA binding; structural constituent of chromatin; protein heterodimerization activity
Source: RefSeq, a predicted model, not a curated record